AAGAACUCACAGUAUCUAAUGUUUUCAGUUUUUACGGACAUUAUAAUUCUUUCUCGUGUUUGGGGCCUCAGCUUAGUUGUUUUCCCUGUCCUCUUCUUCGUCUGUUCAAUUGCUGUCCAAAAAAGUUUCACUUUUCACUUCACCCUUUUCGGUAUUUGUCAAUAUCUCCAAUUUUCUUGAAAAGGAUUCAACUUUUUUUUUUGACAAGAUUCUGAUUCCAUAUCGAAUUUGAGCUUCUAGGCUUUCUUGUAUUUGUGUUUGAGGUUUUGGGUUCGAUAGUUUUGAGGAAUCCAUUCAUAAAGGAGCUGUCUUUAAUCGAAUUAAGCCAACUUUGUGUGUUUUUCACAUGGAUUCUUGCCAUUGAGUUUAGAUUCUCUUUUAUCUCAAAAGGGGACUUUUUUUAAGACAUUUGUUUGUCAGUGUGCCGUUUAAAUUCUGCCCACGAAUUUCAUCCCAUUUUUUUGCUGAUAAUUUAUGUCAAACUCUUCACACAAGGAAAGUUUUCUUACCACAUAGCUGUACUCUCACUGGUCACUCUUUUGCUUCUCUCUCUAAAAAAUAAAGGUAGUAAGUCAAUAUAUACUCAUAUAUCUCACUCUUUGCUAGUAGGCCUUGAGUUGAGCAGCUACUUUACUUUCUUUAUACUCCCAGAUUGCUCUGCUAACUGCAGUUUUACCCCUUUUAGCUUCUCAAAGAGGUUCGAGGAGGAUCGAAGUUUGUUGAUUUCAAGAAGAUGAACGGAGCUGCAUUGGUAGCAAUUGCUGCCACAAUUGGCAACUUCUUGCAGGGAUGGGAUAAUGCAACCAUUGCAGGCGCGGUCGUUUACAUUAAAAAAGAGCUUGAGUUGUCAGCUGCCAUAGAAGGGCUUAUUGUGGCAAUGUCACUCAUUGGUGCCACGCUUAUCACCACAUGCUCGGGGACGAUUUCGGACUGGGUUGGUCGACGCCCUAUGCUUAUUUGUUCGUCCAUGUUCUACUUCCUAAGCGGGAUUAUAAUGCUGUGGUCACCUAACGUCUAUGUCCUGCUCCUAGCAAGGCUGUUGAAUGGAUUUGGUAUUGGGCUUGCCGUUACUCUCGUCCCCCUUUAUAUAUCCGAGACUGCACCCUCGGAGAUACGAGGCCUGUUGAAUACGCUCCCCCAGUUCACUGGCUCCGGUGGGAUGUUUUUGGCAUAUUGUAUGAUUUUUGGGAUGUCGUUGCUGGCCUCGCCCAGCUGGCGACUGAUGCUGGGAGUUCUUUCUAUCCCGGCUCUUCUAUAUUUUGCUUUGACAGUCUUCUUUUUGCCCGAAUCUCCUCGGUGGCUCGUGAGUAAAGGGAAGAUGCUCGAGGCGAAACGAGUGUUGCAGAGACUACGUGGCAGGGAUGACGUUUCUGGUGAAAUGGCUUUAUUGGUCGAGGGCCUCGCUGUCGGUGGUGAGACGUCGAUAGAAGAGUACAUCAUCGGUCCAGCAGACGAAUUAGACGAGGACCAGGAACCAACUGCAGAUAGAGACGCCAUCAAACUGUACGGACCCGAGGAGGGACUCUCAUGGAUUGCAAAGCCCGUCACCGGGCAGAGUCGUCUCAGCAUGGCUUCUCGCCAAGGAAGCAUGGUAACUACGAACGUGCCUCUCAUGGACCCACUGGUGACGCUCUUCGGCAGCGUCCACGAGAAGCUUCCGGAUAUGGGGAGCAUGCGAAGCAUGCUGUUCCCCAACUUCGGCAGCAUGUUCAGCACUGUCGAUCCUAACAUGAAGAACGAAGAGUGGGACGAAGAGAGCUUGCAGAGAGAAGAUGAGGGCUACGCAUCGGAUGCGGGGGACGUAGAGUCUGACGACAACUUGCAUAGUCCGUUGAUUUCACGUCAAACAACAAGCAUGGAGAAGGACGGCAUGGUGCCCCAAUCCCACGGCACCGUCUUGACUAUGCGACGCCACAGUAGUCUAAUGCAAGGGAAUGCCGGAGACGCGAGUAGCAUGGGUAUCGGCGGUGGCUGGCAGUUGGCGUGGAAAUGGUCCGAACGAGAAGGGGAAGAUGGCAAGAAAGAGGGAGGUUUUAAGAGGAUAUAUUUGCACGAGGAGGGUGGUGUCCCCGGCUCCAGACGAGGCUCCCUUGUUUCACUCCCUGGAGACCACGCUGCUGCUGCUGACGGAGACUAUAUCCACGCAGCGGCUUUAGUUAGCCAACCAGCCCUUUUCUCAAAAGAUCUUAUGCAUCAGCGUCCAGCCGGACCUGCAAUGGCACAUCCUUCGCAAUCUGCUGGAAAAGUCUCGAUUUUGGAGGCUCUUCUUGAACCAGGGGUGAAACGAGCACUGGUUGUCGGGAUUGGGAUCCAAAUACUGCAGCAGUUUUCUGGUAUCAACGGUGUUCUCUACUACACACCUCAAAUCCUUCAGCAGGCGGGCGUAGACGUUCUUCUCUCCAACCUCGGAAUUGGCUCCGACUCUGCAUCUUUCCUCAUCAGUGCAGUCACAAAUCUGUUGAUGCUUCCGAGCAUCGCCAUCGCUAUGAGGUUCAUGGACGUGGCUGGUCGAAGGUCACUGCUGCUGACAACAAUACCAGUUCUAGUAAUAUCCCUCAUAGCCAUCGUCAUCGGGAACGUUUUCGAUUUCGGAGAGGUCAUCCACGCUGUCGUCUCCACCGUCUGUGUCGUGAUCUACUUCUGCACGUUUGUGAUGGGGUACGGACCGAUCCCAAACAUUCUAUGCUCAGAGAUCUUCCCAACCAGGGUCCGCGGCAUCUGCAUUGCCAUCUGUGCAUUGGUCUUCUGGAUAUGCGACGUCAUCGUCACGUACACGCUCCCGGUGAUGUUGACUUCAAUAGGCUUAGCUGGCGUAUUUGGGAUUUACGCUGUCGUCUGUGUCGUCUCGUGGAUAUUCAUAUUCUUGAGGGUUCCAGAGACCAAGGGCAUGCCGUUGGAGGUCAUCACGGAGUUCUUUGCCGUCGGGGCGAAACAAGGGGUGGCGAAGAAUGAGUAGACGACCGGAAGGAAUCCGAUGAAUCGGCCGCAGCCCGUUGGCCAUGCUGACGUGGAUGGUGGUGCCAUCCCAAGCAGUUUUGUGCAGUGUAGCAUUGCACUUUGUAUCAUACAAAAUGUUUUAAGCAUCAUUGUUGUGACAUGAGAGUUUAAGGCUUGAAUCAUCAACUUUUGGGCACAAUUCAGUUUCCUUUA
Molecule: messenger RNA, 3150 nt
Organism: Salvia splendens (bonfire salvia)
Lineage: Eukaryota; Viridiplantae; Streptophyta; Magnoliopsida; Lamiales; Lamiaceae
Product: monosaccharide-sensing protein 2
Exons: 6
Coding region: 734-2956 (740 amino acids)
Biological process (GO): transmembrane transport
Cellular component (GO): membrane
Molecular function (GO): transmembrane transporter activity
Source: RefSeq, a predicted model, not a curated record